UCUUAUAUCGUCAUUCCUAGGUGUGAUUCUAGGAAGCUUUUUAUCCCAGCUCUCUUCGUAAGGAAGGAUUGGAGGACAGUAGAAGCGCAUCAAGGUCAGAGCUGCUGGAGCUGCCAGGUACCCCCGUACCGCGUGCCCCGCUAAGCCGGGAGCAAGGGGGUAAAGUUCCAGAGUUUGCCCCGCGCUGAACUGCGACUGCGGGGCAUUCCAAUCGACUGCCCCUCCAAACUUUCACAAGCUUCAUGCCACAUACUUAGAUCUCGUCAACACACAAUACCUACACCUAUUUACCUCUACAAUACUGGUGAAUUGACCGUAAUCCGACACGAUGUUCAAGAAAGAAAUAACCGCAGCCCCAAAAUCCAAGCUCAAAUCCUCCGUGCAGCGCUCGCUGCGGCAAUCGCUGCUCACAACAUACCCGCUGCUAAACCAGUACAUGGACGAGAUCCUACCGAAGAAAGGCUCUCUCGAAGCGAUGAAGCUGCCGGACCGGUGCACACUGUACGUGCUCGACUCGCAGCCUCUGUUCUUCCAGCACGGGGGGGACACGUUACUACCGCACCUCCGCCUCGUCCACCGCUUCCCCGACGCGUUUCCCAGUCUGCGCAUCGACCGCGGCGCCAUCCGCUUUGUUCUCUCCGGCGCUACGCUCAUGGCGCCUGGGCUCACGAGCGUGGGGGGGAGGUUGCCGAGUGGGGUUUUAGAAGGGACGCCUGGGAUUGAGGGGGAGGGGUUGGAUGAGGAGGAGAGGUGGACGAGGGAGUUGGCGAAGGGGGAGCCGGUGAUUGUGAGGGCGGAGGGAAAGACGGAGGCGUGUGCGGUUGGGUUUUUGGUUGUUGGUACGAAGGAGGUUAAGGAGAAGGGGAAGGGCCCGGUUAUUGAGGACGCGCAUUACCUUGGUGAUGGCCUGUGGAGGCUUACUACAGAUUAGAGAAGGAUGUGGUGUUGAACGCUUGCGUGAGAGCAAAAUUUCAGCCGCCUCGAAGAGGAAAAUAGGGAUGGAGGUCUCUUUCGGGUGAGGGCGGUGAAGUCUGACACAAUUUGAUGCAUACCGGUCCGAAUAUGAGGGACAUCAUCUCAUGGGUUAUUAUAGAGACGAUUUCUGAGGGUGGUCUUCUGGGGCGACAUGGGUGAAGUAGCAUGAAUAAUGAAGAAUAACUCUACUCAGUGAGAUAUGACAUUUCAACAAUCCCUAACAGUACUAAAACAUGGAACAAUCA
This is a messenger RNA of Annulohypoxylon maeteangense, 1220 nucleotides long. RefSeq lists its product as uncharacterized. The record is from RefSeq and is a predicted model, not a curated record. The coding region runs from base 329 to 931 and encodes 200 amino acids. The transcript has 2 exons. Gene Ontology annotation, molecular function: RNA binding. Gene Ontology annotation, biological process: formation of translation preinitiation complex. Lineage: Eukaryota; Fungi; Ascomycota; Sordariomycetes; Xylariales; Hypoxylaceae.